AUGUUUCCAUCUCCUGAUCCCACUCAAAGCACAGUUCCGACCUUGCAAUCAUCUGGGUGGGAGUUCAGCCCAAUGUUUUACAAAGGACUGCAACAGUCCACUAACUCCAAACCACUCCCUGACCCCCCGAAAGGGAGUAAUGAUUUUAACACUGUGGUCAAAGCCAAUCAUGACACUGUGAUGAAGGAUCUGGAGGAGAAAGAGGAUGAGGAGGAGGAGGAGGAGGAUGAGGAUGAGGAAGAGGACAAGGAGGACAAGGAGGAGGACGAGGAAGAUGAGGGUGAGGACGAGGAUCAUGAGGGAGAUGAGGAUGAUGUCAGGGGUAACCCUGCGGCAUUGUCCUCACCUCUCACUUUGCUAGGUGACACACCUCCACCACCCACCAAAUGUCCUCGCCCUCCUGGGUCCUUACCAACAUCUACAUCUUCCAUGCCAACCAAACGUGGCAGAACUGCUGCUGACCCAAUCCCAAUUGUUUCUGUGCCCACCUGA
Cantharellus anzutake is the source of this 492-nucleotide messenger RNA. RefSeq lists its product as uncharacterized. The transcript is spliced from 3 exons. The coding region runs from base 1 to 492 and encodes 163 amino acids. Lineage: Eukaryota; Fungi; Basidiomycota; Agaricomycetes; Cantharellales; Hydnaceae. The record is from RefSeq and is a predicted model, not a curated record.